Messenger RNA from Sorex fumeus (smoky shrew), 1589 nucleotides. RefSeq names its product biphenyl hydrolase like (gene BPHL). NCBI's taxonomy places the organism in Eukaryota, Metazoa, Chordata, Mammalia, Eulipotyphla, Soricidae. The transcript is spliced from 7 exons. Bases 31 to 915 code for a protein of 294 amino acids. The record is from RefSeq and is a predicted model, not a curated record.
GCCGCGGCGAGGCCGGCGCCCCCGGGCGCGAUGGCAGCGGUGCGGCUGGGCGGCGGCGGCGGCGGCGCGCGGCGGCUGCGCGUCCUCCUGUCGCCUGUGACGCCGGGGAUGCGCGCGGGCCGCUCCGCGCCCACGGCCGCGUUCGGGUCCUCUGUGACCUCCGGCAAGGUGACCGUGAACGGCGUCCAGCUGCACUACCAGCGCACAGGCGAGGGCCCACACGCCGUCCUGCUGAUGCCCGGCAUGCUAGGGUGCGGAGAGACGGACUUCGCGCCACAGAUUAAGAGCCUGAGCAAGAAACUCUUCACGGUGGUGGCCUGGGACCCGCGGGGCUACGGGCACUCCAGACCCCCAGACCGAGACUUCCCGCUGGACUUCUUCGAGCGGGACGCGAAGGACUGCAUCGACCUGAUGAAGGCGCUCAAGUUCCAGAAGGCCUCCCUGCUGGGCUGGAGCGACGGGGGCAUCACAGCCCUGGUGGCCGCCGCCAAGUUCCCCACCUUCGUCCACAAGAUGGUGAUCUGGGGCGCCAAUGCCUACGUAACCGAGGAGGACGACCGGAUCUACCAGGGGAUCCGCGACGUGUCCCAGUGGAGCGAGAAGACGCGGAAGCCCCUGGAAGCCCUGUACGGCCGCAGCUACCUGGCCAGGACCUGCGAGCAGUGGGUGGACGGGAUCGGGCAGUUCAAGCAUCUUCCCGACGGCAACAUCUGCCGCCACUUGCUGCCCCUGGUGCGCUGCCCCACGCUGAUCGUGCACGGGGAGAAGGACCCGCUGGUGCCGCGCUUCCACGCCGACUACAUCCACCAGCACGUGGCCGGCUCCCGGUUGCAUCUGAUCCCAGAAGGGAAGCACAACCUGCAUUUACGUUUCGCAGAUGAAUUCAACAAGCUGGUGGAAGACUUCCUGCAGUGAAGGGCUCCUCCCACACCUCUCCGCCCACCCUCCUCCUCCCAUCACACACUCAGUUCCCACCUGGCCCUUCCAGCCGUGAGCGCUAGUUGCAGGUGAGGGGCCGGAGACAGCACACCCAGCCCGUGCCGGGUUCCAUCUGCGGCACGAGCCUCACCCGGGCGUGGUGAGCUCUGAGUGCAGAGCCAGGAGUGAGCCCAGAGCACCGCCGGGCUGCUCCAGAGGUCGAAACAAAAUCAGUCAUUCUUCAAACCAUUCCGUGAGAGGUUUCCAGCCUUGUCUUAGUGAGUCCCUUCCUAGAUGGGCUUCAGGGGAGGAAACCUCGGUUCCCAGGUGCUGCUCCGGGAGGGAGCCGAGAAGGGCAGGGCGCCUCCGUGGGCAGAGCGCGUCAGUCGCCUGAGCCCAGGGGCCCCGAAUGGGACACAGAGAGCGCAGUCCCGGGGUAACCGCCGCACCCACAAAGGAGGGAGACCCCCUCCACCCCCAGCACCCUCCCCGAUGUUCUCAAUACUUCGGGCCGAGCUACAGGGGGAAGUCACGUUCUCUAUUCAAGCACAUUAGCGUCGAAAUCCAAUCCUGAUGAAACGACACGACCCCCUUCCCCCCCCCAUAAAAAAAAACCACUUCUCAUGCUGCUUUUAUUUUUCACUUACAAUAAAUUUUAUUUCUGUUCCGAG